AAGUUAGAAAAUGAAAGAUUGAGCAGCUUAGUUUGCAGGGAAGUAAGUAUUCUCGAGGACCUAAGCACAAUACCCGUAAGUACAAAAGACAUUCGCAAGCUGACAAUUUGGAACACGCAAACAAAGCUGAGCAUUGAAGCAGUCAACAAUUCACUGAACCUAUCGAAUUUGUUGGUUCUCGAUCUGUCGCAUGUGGCACGCCUUGAACUUCUCGAUGGAGGCUUCUCCAAUGUCCCCCAACUAAUGGAGAUCAACAUCAGUGGCUGUGGCUUGGAUCAGCUGCUGGACUCGCACUUUGCCAACGAUUCGGUGCUCAAUGCGAUCGACGCACGUUAUAAUAAAUUCACAUCUCUGACAAAGGAUUUGUUUAACAAAUUCCCCCAUUUGGUUUUUGCUUAUUUCGAUCAUAAUGCUCUGUGUCAUCUGGAGUUGCCGCACAUGCAAGUUCUGAGAGAGCUUUACCUUGGACAUAAUAAAUUAACCGAUUUCAACUUUAAUGAUUGUCCACGCUUGGAGAAAUUCUACCUCAACGACAAUCAACUAACACAGCUGGAUUCCACUUCUUUCCAACAGUUAACCGAAUUAUUGGAGCUACAGCUGAGUGGAAAUUUGAUUACUGAGAUUGGCGCGGAUACCUUCCAGUCACUGAUAAAACUGCGCACUCUCUCGAGGAAUGCAUUGACUUCACUUCCGGCAGAUGUCUUUUGCUCAUCAACUGAGCAGCAAUUCGCACUGGAACAAUUGGAUCUCUCUCACAAUAACAUUAAUGUGCUCUUCGAAAACCAAUUCGAAUUUUUGGGUGGACUCCACAUGCUGAAUUUAUCUUGAAAUCAAAUUGCCGUUUUGAAGAGUGCUCACUUUGCAGGUCUUACUUCGUUACGCCAUUUGCAUUUGCAGUCAAACGAUAAAAUGGAGCUAAGAAGACACACCUUUGCAGCACUCAAGCAACUGGAGACGCUCGACUUGUCCCACAUUGGUCUCGAUAUUCUCGGUCCACAUCUCUUCGGCUACAAACAGGUGGACACGGAAGAUGCCUCUGGCUACAUGCCAAUGGCGCACAUGCGUAUACUUAAUCUAAACGGCAACAAACUCCAGCAUCUGCACGCCAGGAGUUUUGCGAGAUUGCCCUUUUUGGAAGAACUCUCGCUGGCCAACAAUGCACUGCGUUUACUUCCCAUAAGUCUGUUUGCUUCAAUGCAACGACUGCAGAAGCUUAAUUUGAGUCGCAAUCAAUUGGCAGAGAUAAGCAGCGAUAUUCUGAAGACUCUGAACAACAUCACCGAUCUGCAUAUUGACUACAAUCAGCUUACAUUUCUACCUAAUCUAAAUGGGACGCUGCCUCAUUUGCAGAGUAUGACCAUAGAAGGUAAUCCCUGGCAAUGUGCUUGCCUGAUGGAAUUUAAAGAUUGGUUGAGGUCAAGCCAGGUGACAUCGCUGCAGGAUGGCAGUGAUGAAAAGUCAUUGUGUGUCGAGACAGCUUUGGAUUACUGUGAUCACAACGUGACGGAUGAUCGACGUAACGAUGCUAUGGAAGAGCUGAAGUUUUGGCAAGCAAUCGGAUGAGUUAUCCUUAUGACAAAAGUAUGCAAUUAAAUUGUUUUCUUCCAAGACAGAUUAUAUGUUUUGUUUGUAUUUAGUUAAACAUUUUAUGUGGUUGUUUAUCCCAAUGUGUGUGUUGUUGCUGUUGUUGCUGCGUCUCGCAAUUUUGUUUAAUUUACAAAUUAACAACUAAAACUCGAGUCGUAUUUUAAGCGCUCUUGACACGCAAAGCCAAAGCGCUCAAAUCGCCAAUGCACUUGUUGAGCGUCUCCUUCUCCUGCUGGGGCGAGAUGCUGGACAGCACGUUGGCCACAAUCCAGUUGACCAUGUGCUUCUGGCCGAGACGGCGCUCAACGUGGCGGCAUUCCA
Drosophila sulfurigaster albostrigata is the source of this 1908-nucleotide messenger RNA. RefSeq names its product leucine-rich repeat-containing protein 19-like. Gene Ontology annotation, molecular function: protein binding. The transcript is spliced from 2 exons. NCBI's taxonomy places the organism in Eukaryota, Metazoa, Arthropoda, Insecta, Diptera, Drosophilidae. The coding region runs from base 910 to 1563 and encodes 217 amino acids. The record is from RefSeq and is a predicted model, not a curated record.